Molecule: messenger RNA, 2847 nt
Organism: Fusarium tjaetaba
Lineage: Eukaryota; Fungi; Ascomycota; Sordariomycetes; Hypocreales; Nectriaceae
Product: heterokaryon incompatibility protein het-E-1
Exons: 2
Coding region: 1-2847 (948 amino acids)
Molecular function (GO): ATP hydrolysis activity
Source: RefSeq, a predicted model, not a curated record
AUGGCUGAAGUGCUCGGCGUUGUCGCUAGCGCGAUUGCGGUCAUCCAGAUCUCCAAGGAAGUAAUCAGCGCCUGCAAAUUCUACAUCGAAGCACUCCGCUCCGAUGCGCCUACCAGCUUGCGUACCGUUUUAAUUGAAGUGUCCACACUCAAGUCCGUUCUUGAGAACUUGGAGUUCAUAUCGAAAUGCGAAACCUUCACAGCCGCCCUGCAAAGCCGACUAGCAGCUUCUGAUGGUCCUGUCGAAGGAUGCAGGGUCGCGAUGAUAGCACUGGAGAAGCUGUUUCCGAAGCGAUCUCUCCAGAUCGGGCAGAACACUUCGAAACGGCAAAAAGUUCAAGCAACAUUCGCUACAUUGGCAUGGCCUCUGAAGCAGGGCCAGGUACAGGACCUUCUCCAGCAGAUGAGCCGUCAUAAAGAGGGUAUCCAGCUCGCUCUGACGACAGAGGCCACGAAGGAUAUAAAAGAUAUCAAAGCUGUUUCUGAAGAGAUCCGCUCCAUAUUGACAGAGGGACAACGCCAUAGAGUGUACAACUGGCUCACAUCAACCGAUCCCUCACCAAUUCAUAACCGGUCACGCAAACUAUAUGAAGACGGAACCGGGAGUUGGAUAUUUCGCUCACAAUAUUGGAUCGAUUGGCUAUCUUUACGUACUCGAUGUCUUUGGGUCCACGGUAUCCCAGGCUCUGGAAAGACUAUCCUCGCAUCGUGGUUGAUCACAAAUACCCAAGCUCAUUGCGACAAAGUUUCGACAAGCGACUCGCCUUAUGUGAGUGCUUACUAUUACUGCUACUUUGGCCAUCAUCAAGACGAGACGGCGCCAUUUCUUCGAUGGGUCAUCACUCAGCUUUCCCGUGUGGGACGUGUUGUCUCUACUCUCAUGCACGAUCUUUUCAAACGUGGUACGGAACCGAGCAUUCCUGAACUGCUUGGAGCGCUGGAACAACUCCUCCAGAUGUUUGGCAGAGUGUACGUUGUGAUUGAUGCCGUCGACGAGAGCGACCCUCGUGACGAACUUCUUGAGGUCAUUCAGACUCUCGUCACUGACCAAAGGUUUUGCAAUGUUCAGAUCCUUGUCACGAGUCGCGAGUACAUCGAUAUUGAGCGAGUGAUGGGGAACGUAUCCGUUUCAGUCCCAAUGGCAAAUGAAUUAGUCGAACAGGACAUUCGUCUUCACAUUCACUCAAUCGUGCGAUCAAAUUUAAAAUUCCGAUGCUGGCCGCAUGAUGUUCUUAUUGAGGUGGAAGACGCUGUCAGUAAAAAGGCAAAUGGAAUGUUCCGAUGGGCCGUUUGUCAGCUACACGAAUUGCAGCGCUUGAAGGGUAAACGCGAGAUUGUCCGCCUGGCCCUGCAGCAACUUCCUAAAGAUCUAGAUGAGACCUAUGAUCGAAUUUUCCGUCGCAUACCAUCCGAGGAUUGGCAAUUUGUUUCUCAUGCCUUUCAAUGGCUGUGGUUUUAUGCCGAACUUCACCCUUCCUACCUUCACGGCACUCCAUCAAGUCUGCUCUUCGAUGCAAUUGAGAGCAGUACAUCACGGUCGAAUAAUCACAACAACCAUGUCCUUUACAAUGCUGAAAGACUACGGGAGCUUUGCGGAUGUCUUUUCAGUAGUCUGAAGGACCCUAUAUCCUUUGCGCAUUAUACAGUUAAAGAGUAUUUGGAGUCACACCGAAUACGUCAAGGCCCCCUCCUUGUGUUUUCCACUGAAAGGACCAAGGUUUUGUCUACAUGUCUGGAUACCCUAUUGCACCAGGCUCAAACAUUCGCAUCACAUCAUCUUAAAGACCUUGAAGCGGGUCACCGUCUACUAUUUGACGAGGAAGAUCUUUGGGGGAACCUGAACUUCCAUGCUGUUUUUCAUACACUGGAUUUUCUCAGAGAAUGGGGGAAAGAGAUAUCUGAGAGCGAUGAACUUUAUGGGCGGGUAAAAGCGCUCCUACAUCCCUCUACACAAUACUUUGGGUGCCUUGGCAAACUUGGCUUCAAUGAAGGGAGAGGGUAUUGGCUCGAGUUACUGGACGACGCGGGCCUCGCCGACGAGAAAUACGCUUGGACUAUCGAAUGGAAUGAAAAUUUUACAGACAGUGUUGCAUCUUUGUUUCUAAGCCUGCUUCUGAUAACAGGCGAUAUAUGUUCACCUCUCAUAUCCAGACUCAUUCAGGAGGCGGACAUUCAGGCACUUUUCAGCAACAGGAUAAUAUUAAAACGGGAGGCUGUCCUUUACAGUCGGUCCAACGACGGGCAGGAGAAUUCCUUUCUAAAUAUGUACGAGUUUGAUGGACCACUAAUUGACGUGGUGGUUCAUUUUGUGGAUCCAGCAUCAAGUCGUCUCGACAGGUUGCUGCUCGACCACACUGGUCUUUACAAUCCAUCUACAGCUCUCAUCCAUUUUAUAGGUUAUUAUCAGCCAGAGCCUUUUGCCGAACUUCCCUCUUUCUGUCUGCUGGAACAUCUAUUGAAAGCUGGAGCUCAACCCAAUCUCCCAGGAUAUCCGAUUACACCACUGCAGAUAACUGUUGCGGCUCAAAACUUUCAAGGGAUUCGCUUACUGCUGGAAUUCAUGGCAGAUCCGAAUUAUAUUGGCGAUCCGCUGGGCAGCGCUGGGCGAACAAACAAUCUGAUGUCCGAGUUCGAUAGAUUUCGCGGUAUGUCGCCUCUUCGUAUUUGCAGAAGUGGUGAAUAUUUGUCCUUGGUAGACAAUCUUGUAUCCGAUAGAUUAGAGUCGCGCACGGAAGAAAUUGAGGAGCUGCUAGUUGCAUACGGUGGGAAAGACUUCCAGUGGGAGUCCGAUGAACCAUGGACGGGAAAGCUUGGGGGAGCCAGUGAGGGAGGACUGUUGUCAGCUUAG